UGGGUCUUAAAAAGACCGAAGACCAUACGUGUCCUCCGCCUAGAAAUAUCAGGAAUCAGCGACAGCGAAACCUAAUUUCCGACCAUGCCGCCGAAUAUGAGAUCGGUCGUUACGCACGUAAAUCGAAAAUCAGAUUGUCGGGCUUUCUCUGUUCUUUUUCUUCGAUCGAUUGAUGAAAGAAAAGUAUUUACAGUUAUUCCGGGCAGGGAGAUCGAUUGAAUCCCGCCGCUAUUUCUCCUCACCGCCUGGUAGCAGCGGGUCGAAUGGAACAAAAAUCACGUUAGAUAUGUGGUUGUACGACAUACGUCGAGCUGGGGCAUUUGGUGUGGGAUAUAUCAUUGGUGCUGUUUUAUACGGCGGUACUGCUUCGCAAUUGGAGGAACAACGGCUAGAGGAUCGGAGGGAGAUCAGAGUAACUGGGCGCUGAGCUUAUUUGGUGUCUAAUGGAAAAUCCUACUUAUCUUAAAGCUUCGUAUUCGGUCAUUGUGCGGAAUUAGCUUUGCUUUUGUUCAAAUGUAUGGAACUGAUUGUUAUGGAGAUAAAAAAUACCUACUUAGAUGAUACUUGACAUAGAAUUGUGAUUACAAAACGUGUGGUGGUGGUGCUCUGUUCCAUCUUUCCCUCCUCUCUCCUCCUCCCAACUUUCCCUCUCCUUGUGCAUUAUCUCUACUGUUUUACGUUUCGUAUUUCGCAAUUUACUUCUCUCCUCUUCCAAUUUUGUACUUUCGCCUUCUGUUCUGCGUCUCUCUAUUUCCAU
Messenger RNA from Thlaspi arvense, 757 nucleotides. Lineage: Eukaryota; Viridiplantae; Streptophyta; Magnoliopsida; Brassicales; Brassicaceae. The record is from the annotation of a GenBank genome assembly.